UCCCUGCAGAUCUACAUUGGCUUUAAUCAAAGCCAAAAAAGGGGAAGACCUCAAAAUCACCAUGGAAGAAGAAUGGUCAGACCUAAACCUCCCAACCAAAACUCUAGACCUCGAUGCCGAUUUACAGAAUAAGCACGAAGCAAUGCUGGAUCGCCUGACCAAUCGCCACCAAGCUCGUUUAGACAAUUCACUGGCUCGCCGAUCCGACUCAACCAACCCCUCCGAAUCUACCUCCUCUUUUCUCUCCCGCUUCUCCGACUCCAAGCAAUCCAUCGACUCCCAACUCACCGACUCGCGUCUCAUUGCUCAAUCCGAUCCAUCUCGCCUCAAAUCUCAUUUCGCCAAUAUCUCCUACUCCAUCUCGGACCUCGAAAAACUGGUCGCCGAGAACUCUUACUUCCUUCCUUCUUAUGAAGUCCGCACUUCUCUCAAAACCAUCUCCGAUUUGAAGUAAUAUCUCGAUUUAAACUCCGAAUUGAUCCCCAGAAAGAAAUUCACCUUAAAAAACAAAGUCACAACGAAAAAGGAACUCUUGAAAGAACCAGAACCCGUAAAGUCCCACACCGUUUCAACUACCAAUUUUAAAAUCCCUAAUUCCCCAGGGUUUAGAAAUAAAACAUAUGAAACCCUAGUGAAGAAAUUCAAGGGGACGGAAAUUGGGGAAUUUACGCUAUCUGACCUGGAUUCGUGCGAAGUGAGAUUAAUCGGCUGCUGCAAUGCGGUUUUUAUGAAUAGAUUGACGAACUGCAAGGUUCACUUGGGGCCGGUAAUUGGGUCGAUUUUGAUAGAGGAAGUGGAAGGGUGUGUUUUCGUAUUGGCUACGCAUCAGAUAAGGAUUCAUUCGGUAAAAAGGUGUGAUUUUUAUUCGUGGGUGAGGAGUAGGCCGAUAAUUGAGGACAUCAAUGUUGUGAGAUUCGCGCCGUAUUGUUUGGAUUAUGAAGGGAUUGAGAUGGAUUUAGAGAAGGCAGGGUUGAGUGACGAGACGGGGAAUUGGGGGAAUGUAGAUGAUUUGAAGUGGUUGCGAGCUGUACAGUCGCCGAAUUGGUGUGUUUUGCCGGAGAAUGAAAAGGUUGGAAAGCUUCGGCUUGAGGAUUUUGAGAGCGUAAUUGAAGACUCAUGGCAAAUGAAAGAUGAAAGUUAUUAAAAUGAUGGCAAUCUUUAUGUUUCUGCUUUCCGUAAUUCGGCUUACACGUGUGCCUGCACUUGAGGUUAUUACUUUUAAAUGAUUAGGACUAAUUAUGUAUGGCAUUUUGGAGGUCUGAAGAAUCUUUUAUAGUUUAUGAUUAAAAAGUUGAAUAUAUUGGUUUCCUGAACUUUGGCUGAGUGGUUGGUUGUUUGUCCCACCAAAUUUCCCUCAUUUUCCUUUCAUUUUCCUCUCAAUGUGCAAUAUAAAUAGUGGGAAUUUGGAGGUAGCAAUUACAGGUAUUAGAUGAGACAAUCAUAAACAUGAUGCUGGCUUUUGGGUGUGGUUGGAUUGAGCUGAAAUAUGUUACCAACUUCUUUGGCUGCAUGGAUUCUUUCUGGAGCUAGCUGUGGGAAUCUUAAGCUCUCCUGUUAUCUGUUUGGUGGAAUGAGUUGGCCAUCUACUUAAAAGGCAAUUGUUUAAGUUUCCAUUUUAUGUACUGUGAUUGAGAAUUUAUCACUUAAACGAUCUUUGCCUAUGAUUUCUGUAUUAAUGAAUCAUGCAUGAUUUGGAGUUAAUGGUGCUUGUAGUCACUAGUAGACAAAUUACUUUUGGAGCAGGUCCGCUAGAGUGUUCUUAAAAGACAUGCUAAGGCAAAUGUUACAAAACAGAAAAAUUUUCUGCCUCUGGUGCAUCUACUUGUCCAGUGAAAGGAAAAAAGAAAAAUCCGCAUAUAUUUUUCCUCCGCCUUCACCAUUUUCUCAAUCUCAUAUCUCUGCUAUUUUGGAUUUCCACCGCUAAAAUCGCAAUUUAAUUGCAGAGCUCAGGUAAUCGUUUUCUUUUCUUUUCUAUAUUAUCCUUUUUUUUUUUUUUCACCUCACUUUGCCUCCUAGUUUCUCAGAGCAAUUCCAGGGCUUUGAAGCAGAGGCGCAUUGUGCUCCAGUUUGCAAAUGAGGACAGGCAUGCGUCUAAUUGAUCACAAUUUGUUAUUUAUCUCGGGAGUUGAUUGUAGUGAAAAUAGAAAUGUUAUUAUCCCAUAUAGCUUUAUGAAAUUGAAAUAGUUUAAAAUUGUUUCCAAUAGCACUUCCAUAGGCCGCUUAACAAUUUCCAGGUUUAUGCUGGCUUCGGAGAAAGGGGACUGUUUUAACUUUCCGGGGUUCUUCUACAUCUCUGCCAUUUAUGGAUACCCUAGCUUAAGAAAAGUCCCUCUUGUGGAGUUUGAAGUUGCGAAGGUGC
This is a messenger RNA of Durio zibethinus, 2359 nucleotides long. The record is from RefSeq and is a predicted model, not a curated record. Lineage: Eukaryota; Viridiplantae; Streptophyta; Magnoliopsida; Malvales; Malvaceae.